Humulus lupulus (European hop) is the source of this 561-nucleotide messenger RNA. Its product is annotated as phenylacetaldehyde reductase-like. The record is from RefSeq and is a predicted model, not a curated record. Lineage: Eukaryota; Viridiplantae; Streptophyta; Magnoliopsida; Rosales; Cannabaceae. The coding region runs from base 1 to 561 and encodes 186 amino acids. Gene Ontology annotation, molecular function: oxidoreductase activity, acting on the CH-OH group of donors, NAD or NADP as acceptor. The transcript has 4 exons.
AUGAUAUUAUCUUAUUCUAGUGUUCAAGAUGUCUAUGAUGUUGCCAUGUUUUCUCAAGAUCUAGUGAUCUGGUAUGUAGCUUCAAAAGCUAAAGCUGAGAAAGCUGCUUGGGAUUUUGCAAAAGAGAAUGGAGUUGAUUCAAUAACCAUUCAUCCAGGAGUAACAUUUGGUCCUCUCUUACAACCUACUAUAAAUGACAGUGUCAGUCUCAUUAUGAAUCUAACAAAUGGGCCUCAAACAUUUCCCAAUAGAGUUUAUUCAUAUCAUGAUGUUAGAGAUGUAGCUAGUGCACAUAUUCAAGCAUUUGAAGCUGGUUCAACUAGUGGAAGAUAUUUUCUAAGUGGGUAUAUUGCACACAUUUAUGAGCUUUUAAAGAUUUUACAACAGCUCUAUCCUUCUAUCACCAUUCCUCAAAGAUGUGAAAACGAUGAGCCUUUCAUGCAAAAGUUCCAAGUAUCAGAUUUGAAAGAAAAAAGUUUGGGAAUCUUACAUUCCAUACCUAUAAUGAACAAGAAAAGGGUCUCUUUAGUGUCUAAUCACAUAGGCCAAUCACAACUAUAA